Messenger RNA from Seriola dumerili (greater amberjack), 1759 nucleotides. RefSeq names its product serpin H1-like (gene serpinh1a). Bases 179 to 1411 code for a protein of 410 amino acids. NCBI's taxonomy places the organism in Eukaryota, Metazoa, Chordata, Actinopteri, Carangiformes, Carangidae. The record is from RefSeq and is a predicted model, not a curated record. Gene Ontology annotation, cellular component: endoplasmic reticulum. Gene Ontology annotation, molecular function: serine-type endopeptidase inhibitor activity. The transcript has 5 exons. Gene Ontology annotation, biological process: negative regulation of endopeptidase activity; collagen fibril organization.
UUCCAGGGCAGAGAUUUUCAUGCUCUGAAAACCAGGCAUGACAAAUCCUGCAGCUGUGUCCUAAACUUCUGUCCUCGACCGUCAGCUACAUUAACUUCAUAUAGAGCAGAUCAGUGCUGGAGGAUCUAUUCGUGAGCAGCUUGAGGACAACCUAAGGAACCCUAAUAAGCAUUACAACAUGUGGGUGACAAACCUGGUAGCCCUGGCCCUCCUGGCCACUUCAGCCUCAGCUGCCACCUCUGCAUCAGCAGACAAGGUCCUCAGUAACCAUGCUACCAUCCUGGCCGACAACAGCGCCAACCUGGCUUUCACACUCUACCAAAACAUGGCAAAGGAGAAGAACAUAGAAAACAUCCUCAUUUCCCCUGUCGUGGUGGCCUCCUCUCUGGGUCUGGUAGCCCUUGGGGGAAAGGCCUCCACUGCCUCUCAGGUGAAAACCAUUCUGAAUGCAGCUAAAGUUAAAGAUGAGCAGCUGCACUCUGGUCUGGCAGAGCUGCUGACUGAGGUGAGCGACCCAAAGACCCGCAACGUCACCUGGAAGAUCAGCAACCGUCUGUAUGGACCCAACUCUGUCAACUUUGUGGACGAUUUUGUCAAGAGCAGCAAAAAACACUACAACUGUGACCAGUCCAAGAUAAACUUCAAAGAUAAGAAGAGCGCUGUGAACUCCAUCAAUGAGUGGGCAGCCAAGUCCACUGGCGGCAAACUGCCUGAGGUCACCAAGGAUGUAGCGAAGACUGAUGGGGCGAUGAUCGUCAAUGCUAUGUUUUUCAAACCUCACUGGGAUGAGCAGUUCCAUCAUCAGAUGGUGGACAACCGUGGAUUCAUGGUGUCCCGCAGCUACACAGUCUCAGUGCAGAUGAUGCACCGCACAGGUCUCUAUGGCUUCUACGAUGACAGCACCAACAAGUUGUCCAUCCUGAGCAUGCCUCUGGCUCAUAAGAAGUCCAGCGUGGUGUUCAUCAUGCCCUACCAUUUGGAACCUCUGGAGAGACUGGAGAAGAUACUGACCAAGAAGCAGCUGGAUACAUGGAUGGGCAAGCUGCAGGAAAAAGCAGUGGCUGUGUCUCUGCCCAAAGUCAGCAUGGAAGUCAGCCACGACCUGCAGAAACACCUCGGGGAGCUGGGCCUGACAGAGGCUGUGGACAAAUCCAAAGCUGACUUCUCCAAAAUUUCCGGGAAAAAGGACCUCUACCUGUCCAGUGUUUUCCAUGCCUCCGCCAUGGAGUGGGACACUGCUGGAAAUGAAAUUGACACCAGCAUCUUUGGCACUGACAAGCUGAAAAGCCCUAAACUGUUCUACGCUGAUCACCCCUUCAUCUUCCUCGUGAAGGACCAGAAGACAAACUCCAUCCUGUUUAUUGGCAGGAUGGUCAGACCAAAGGGAGAAAAGAUGAGAGAUGAACUGUGACCACGUGUUGACUAGAAAUGUCUUAGUUAGACGUCUGACUGUGUGUGUGAAUGUAGGUUUUCUACUGCAAUAUGCUGAGAGAAGUGUGAAAUUAAAUAGAUGGUUUGAUAAGUGCAUUCCUAUGUCCCAUGUUGACAGCAUUCCCCAAAUCAUAGCAAAGGCACCUAUAUUUUUAUCUUCGAGAAUAUUUCUCAUCACUACAUGGCUUUUUUUGUUAUGAAUUGAUCACAUUUUGGACUGAGGACUGAAGUAUUAUUUCCCUGAUUAAUGCCUAACAUGUAAAUGCAGUUUGCUUGAAUGGAGAAGGGAUUUUAUCAUCAGUAUGUGACAACACAAAAACUCUUUGUA